AUGAAUAUCCUCUGUCUUCAGGAGACCCACUCAGCGGAUCCUGAGGUGCAGGAUCGUCUGGACAUCCAGUUGCAAGCUAAGACUUCUAUAUGGACCCACUACUGUGGAGUCGUGAGCAUAAAUCCUGCUAUCCAACUCGAUGAUGCCUAUGUCUCUACUAAUGGUCGGUUAAUCAUCUGCACUGUCUCCCACGUCAACCACCUCUUCCGCUCCUUUCGCCUUAUGAACAUCUAUGCUCCCGCCACUUCUUAUGCUCGCUAUGACUUCUAUGCUGAUCUCCUCCAACUACCUUAUUUCCGCUCCUUACUGUCAAAUCUCUUAUCCGACUCGUUUACUCUUCCCUCUGCGGCUCCCGAUCUGAUUGUAGGAGAUUUCAACUACAACUUUCGACACUUCCCAGCAUCUGUCAUCCAGGAUGGCCUACAGCAUUCAAAUUUCAUCACCAAUUUACACCUCGACUAUUGCUAUCCUUCUGACACCUACUCAAUCAACCCUGAGGAUCCCUCCAAUGUCCCCAUUCUAGACUCCAAUGACUCUGCUAACAUGCCACCGGCCACGAGAGCCCAAUGGCUAUGGCAUGCUAUGUUACAACACCACUACCAAGAGUGCUCCCAUCGUUUACAAUCUGAUCCACUUUUACCCACCUUUACCGGUGGUGGCCACCGAUCUACCAUAGAUUACAUCAAACGAAACCGAAUUCUUCGUACCUACAAAUCCACGGCCAUCUGGAAUGAUCGUCUCCCUGCCAUCGAAGAGGCUAUCAGUACCUUACAGCAGGAAAUCACUGAACAUCAGGCUCUCCGGUUGGGUUUACGUUGGCGUGAGAAUGGCGAGAUCUCUCCUGGCUUUUUGAAACGUCUGGUCACCCAGCGGAUCACUCAGCGGACGCUGCCCACCUUAGUGGAUCCCUCCUCUGGAAAUCGUUUCUUGUCCCAAUCUGAAAAGGAGCAAGCUGUCCAUUCCUUCUACACCAAGCUCUACACUCCUGAUACUGUAAAUACCACGGACAUUCAUUACUUUGCUAACAUGAUCCCUCCUUCACAUCGAUUAUCUGAUGACUCCCAUGACUCCCUUUGCGCUCCUUUCACUCUAGAUGACAUCCUGGAUGGUCUCUUUCGGUCUCCCCCUCAUAGUAGUCCUGGGAUUGAUGGUCUCCCAUAUCAGAUUAUGCGGCUCCUCUUUCUCCAUCCUACUACUGCGGCUAUUGGUCUCCGGGUAUUCAAUGAUGCUCUUCUCCAUGGUAUCUUUCCGGCUUCCUGGAUUCAAACCAGCCUGGUUCUUCUUCCCAAGAAAGGUGAUCUCUCGUAUUUGAAGAAUUGGCGCCCUAUAUCUUUAAUCAACACGGACGCCAAAACCUUCACCCGUAUCCUUAAUGCUCGCUUGAUGGUCCAUUUCUCAGACAAGAUCUGCAUCCAACAAAUGGGAUUCAUGCCCCAACGGUUCAUUGCUGAACAGGGUCUCCAAGUCCAAUGCAUGCAAACGAUUGCCACCAAGUCCGGUCUGCCAUUCAUCGCGCUUCUUCUGGAUCAAGAAAAAGCGUAUGAUCGCAUCCACUUCUCUUAUCUUGAAGCCAUAAUGAAAGCCUUCAACAUCCCCAGUACACUCAUUACCGCCAUCCUUAACCUCUUCUCCUCCACUAUGAUUCAACCCAACGUGAAUGGCUUCCCAUCCACUCCUUUAUCACAAUUACGAGGCCUUCGACAUGGCGACCCGUUAAGUCCACUGCUAUUCAACAUCGCAUUUGACCCCUUCCUGCGAGCAGUCCACAAUGACUCCCGUAUCCAAGGCAUCACAUCCUGGCAUGACAACUCAUCCACCUCUGCUCUGAACUACCUUGGUUACGGUCUGUUCUCCAACCAGCAACAACGGUCCUCCUUGGUCGCCUCUCUUAUCUCCAGUAUCCAAGACUCUUGUCAACUCCAUUCCACUCGAAACCUGACUAUACGGGGUCGUAUCACUGUUCUGAAUUCUUUGAUCCUCUCCAAACUAUGGCACAUCCUACGUCUGGUCACUCUUACUAAGUCAGAAUUCUCGUCCAUACAAUCCAUCAUCUCAUCCUUUAUCAACCGGAACGCUAAGAUUUCUCGCUUUGCUCUUGACAAACUCGCCUUACCGCGAUCACAAGGUGGCCUCAAACUCCUGAUCCCAGCUCAACAGGCUCACGCCCUGCAAUGGCGCUGGCUCCAACCACUCCUUGAUCCCAAUCAACCAUCACUCACUCUGAUGCCAUCCCUUCCAAUCCUUCGGUCCACUAUGUCCUUUGUUCUUGGCUCUCCUCGGUUUCCUUCCUACCACUGGCCUCUGCUUUUCCCUCCCUGUCGCCCAUCCGGUUUUCCUGAUUCUGGUCCCGUCCACAACAUACUUUCUGCUGUCGACUCCAUCCAAAGAAACUUCUAUAUAUGCUCCGUUGAUAUCCCCACCAUUUUACGUCUCCCCUUCUUCAACACACUCUACACCCCCUCCCAUCCUUUGUCACCCACAUUUUCUCCCCCUUCCACAGUUCUCCAAAAUCACAUUACAAUUCGUCGCCACCUUUACGGUUCUGACAUCUUUGAUUACAGCCCUACAACCCUCAACCUCACUCUUAAACAACACACUCGCAACCUCCCUCAUUCUAUCGCCUCCGCUCGCGCCAUUAAUAUGAUACUUUCCCAUUCCCUUCUUUUAAACACCUUUACCCUCCAUGCUAUGAUGCCAUACUUCCCUCGACCUCUCUUAACUUCAUCACAACUUGAUCUCACCACCCUACCCACUAUUGACCAACUACAUCCCUUACUCACAUCCCUCAUCUCUUCCCAAUUCGACUUGGCCUCUCACCAAGUCAAAAUUGUCGCUCCUUCCACUAAAGGCUUCAAAUCCUUACCUUCCUCUACUCCUGUGGUCUCCCCAGCACCGGUCCUGACACCUACUAGAUGGAAAACCUUUUGGUCCCUCCGUAUCCCUCUGAAUGCUAGAAAUACCUGGUUCCGUGUUCUCCAUCACAAGAUCUCUACCAGAGAACGUAUUCAGUCUCGUCUCAAGACCCCUUUCAACGCCACCUGUACCAUAUGCAACUCAUCCACAGAAACAACUGAACACUUUUUAUUCGCUUGUCCACUUAAACGUUUCUUCUGGCGCACCGCUAUCCUUACUUACAUGCUUCCCCGGAUCCAACAAGACACCUACUCAAACUUUCAGCAACUCCUUCAUUUGGAACAUCCUUCAUCCAGGCAUCAGCACCCUCUGUUCCCAUCUCUUUCCGUACAUCAAGUGUUUGCCUGCAUGUUACAAACAGUCUGGUAUUAUCACUAUCAGCACCACUUCCAUCAAUCCACAUUCUUACCUUCUAUCCUCCUUUCCUAUCUACGAAACUCACUUACAACCCUACACUCCCAAGAAAACUUUCAUCAAAUUCUCUAA
Messenger RNA from Mucor velutinosus, 3399 nucleotides. RefSeq lists its product as uncharacterized. The transcript has 3 exons. The record is from RefSeq and is a predicted model, not a curated record. NCBI's taxonomy places the organism in Eukaryota, Fungi, Mucoromycota, Mucoromycetes, Mucorales, Mucoraceae. The coding region runs from base 1 to 3399 and encodes 1132 amino acids.